UCACUUAUGUUGUUCUGUGUAACUCAUUCAUUGUCAGUGUUUAUUUGGAUAUCAAUGAUCCCAAAAAUCAAUUGCAUUAUGUGCAUUAAAUGCACUACGCUCCGCCUUUGAUGGUGAAGCAAUUAUGAUCUCUCCUAUGCUAGUCGGGGCGUUUCGCUCAUUCUCAACCCGCUUACGAUUUUUUUUUACAGAUCUCAUCAUGAGGCCGGAUAAGAAGCAGGUGCGCCAUCACGACAGUCGAAAACGAGAAGAAAAGGCCAAGGCCAAAACCCCGGGAGCGGCCAAAGAUUCGGCUCAGAAUGCCAUCUCUAACGCCGUGGCUUCUGCUCCCGGUUUAGUGCCAGCUCAUUACUCUCAGUUCGACGACUCGAACCAUCGGAUUGAGAAAUACGCUCGUCGCAACAUCUCCAGCAAUUGGACCAAAUAUGAAAUUCCCUCGUCCGAAGAGGCCAAUUCUAGCGAGGAUGAAGCUCUCACCGGUCUAGACUUCAAUCUGGCUUUGGAAUCGGCGGGUGGGGCGGACUCACUUUUCCAACUCCGUUCUGAACGCGAAUGGAACGAUGACAGAGAUGCCAUGGCCUCAUUCUCCAACAAAUAUUUCGCCCUUGAUCUUCAUGAUUUGGAAGCAGCAAUCUCGUGUAUUCCACUUCAUCAGAAAAUCGAUUUUGGUCCGGUCAAUUUGGAGAAGGAGGAUCUUCUUUUGGAAAGACUGACCGAGAAAGCUGAAACGUUUUCCAAGAUGUACUCCGGAAACCGUUACGCCGACCAUACGGCAGCCCUGGCCCAAAAGAUGAUCAGCAAACUCAAAUCAAGCCCAGAUUCCACGAUCAAGGAUGUCUCGUUGUUACCAUACAUGCCAAAAAAAUCUGACGCGAAAACGAGUAUUGAACCUAAUCCUGGACCAAUCUUGGAGCAUGGUCGGCCAAAUCGCUCCCAUUCCGAGCGUACCAGUGCUCAAACUAAAAUACCCGCAGCGCCCAAAACCAAAUCUGCCUCUGAAACUACCGAGUUGGAGGAUUGGCUCGAUGACUUUCUCGACGAGUGAUAAAAUAACUUCUCGAAUACUGAUACGGGUAUUUUUU
Messenger RNA from Tigriopus californicus, 1082 nucleotides. RefSeq lists its product as uncharacterized. The record is from RefSeq and is a predicted model, not a curated record. Gene Ontology annotation, biological process: negative regulation of G2/M transition of mitotic cell cycle. Lineage: Eukaryota; Metazoa; Arthropoda; Copepoda; Harpacticoida; Harpacticidae. The coding region runs from base 125 to 1045 and encodes 306 amino acids. The transcript is spliced from 4 exons.